AUGGAAGCCCUCGUUGCCUCCGACAACACUCAAAGCACGGACGGCCGGCCAUCGUCGUUGUCGCUCGCUGAACCUGAACCGUCCGUCUGUCUCCACGUGGCGUUGCCUGAUGGCUUCUCCCUCCCCGCCGCCGUUUGCAGCUACGGAUUCUUUAUGAUGGCGCCGACCGUCUGGAUUCCGCCACGUGUCAGUGAAUCAACGGCACAAGAGGGGCUGGGAGUGAAGAGCGAGGCAGAGGAGGCGGCGGGAGAACCAGGGAGCGCGGAAGGAGGCAGGCGGGAGGCGGGGGAUGGGCGGGAGGGGGCGGAGGGGAGCGGGACGGCCGAGAGGAAAGGGCUCGAUGAGGAGGGGGAGCGGGGGAGCAGUGGGAACGCAUGGGGAGGGGGAGAGCAAGCAUGGGGAGCGAUGGAGCGGCCGCUGAGGCUGGCUGAUGGGCGAGCGGUGAUGGUGCGAAUCACACAGCAUGGCGCUGCUGACGUUACACACCAUGGCGCUGCUGACGUCACACAGCAUGGCGCUGCUGACGUCACACAGCAUGGCGCUGCUGACGUCACACACCAUGGCACUGCUGACGUGACACAGCAUGGCGCUGCUGACGUCACACAACAUUGCAGUGCUGACGUCACACAGCAUGACGCUGCUGACGUCUUGGAACGUUCCAGUGGCGACGGCAGCGCGGGCGUGAAGGAGGAGCCUGUUGACGCCCUGUGCGACACGCAUGCCCCCACCGCCAUCAGAAGCGCCACUGCUGAUGCUGCUGCUGCUGGCAGUGGUACGAGAGUGGCGGUGCGGCAAGGCACAUGGCUGCGAGUGAGGGUGAUGGGGUUGGCGCGCAUCACUACAGCGGACCAUGCACACCUGCUCGUGAGCCCUUGGACAGUCCAUCCAUGCACCGCGGGCCUGCUAACCACCCCUUGUCAUCCCUCUCCUCCGCUGCUGCUUGCUGCUCCCCUCACCCUUCUUGCCCCCUCUGCUCGCCACGCCUUGCCAUCCUCGCCCGCCCUCACCUCUCAUCCGCCCCACACUAGAUCCGUCCCUCUCAUCCCGCGCGCUGUCCUCCCUACGCGCAUCGCCGCCAACCUCACGUGCACCCAUUGCCGCACCUCCGUCCCGCCCGCGCCUGCCCUCUCACCACCCCUGCAGGCGCAGGUGAGGCGCAUGCUGCGGCUGUCAAGGCGCAGCUGCUGUGCAACUGUGAGUGAAGGCGCAGCUGCUGUGCAACUGUGA
Messenger RNA from Closterium sp. Naga37s-1, 1227 nucleotides. NCBI's taxonomy places the organism in Eukaryota, Viridiplantae, Streptophyta, Zygnematophyceae, Desmidiales, Closteriaceae. The record is from the annotation of a GenBank genome assembly.